Messenger RNA from Etheostoma cragini (Arkansas darter), 2616 nucleotides. Its product is annotated as zinc finger protein 704. The transcript is spliced from 9 exons. The coding region runs from base 213 to 1796 and encodes 527 amino acids. Lineage: Eukaryota; Metazoa; Chordata; Actinopteri; Perciformes; Percidae. Gene Ontology annotation, molecular function: RNA polymerase II cis-regulatory region sequence-specific DNA binding; DNA-binding transcription factor activity. Gene Ontology annotation, cellular component: nucleus. The record is from RefSeq and is a predicted model, not a curated record. Gene Ontology annotation, biological process: regulation of transcription by RNA polymerase II.
ACAAUCUUUUAUUCUCCUGACCCGGGCGGCUUUUUGGAUAUCCUUGGUAGUGGUGUUGGCAACUUUACAUGUAGACUAGAAUAGAAGUUAAGACAGACAGUUAGUUACCGACUCGCGACAAUCCUGAUAAAUGUAUCUUACUCUAGCAAUUUGCACUAAAACCUAUAGAAAGCUGGUUUUCUUUCUUUAGUCUCCACUCGCCCAGUCUGAAUAUGGAUUCUAGAUAUAUUUUGGAGCAACCGUCGGUUGGGACAAGCGUCGCUGGUGCGGAUUUUAACUGCCGCUCCGUGCUCCGCAACAACCGGGUGGAGAAAAACGGCCCCAUGCCGGUGUACACAAACGGGCCCGUCUUUUACAAAUUUGUAAUGGGCGGCGGCUCAGUAUCGGAGGUUAAAGGACAGCGAACCUCUGCAAAAGGGAACGGACUUUCUCCGGGUGAUCGAAUAUUGUACGACGUUGAAAAAACUGGCCUGGGGGACCAAAAAGACACUAGUUCUUCUGGAAUCUUGAAGAGGGCCAGCCCUACUCACUGUCCAGGCAUAAACGGGCAGUUCCCAGGCAGCUUCAUGCACUUGGACAUCAGGAAUCCAGGAAAACAUGCCGAGCUGCCCAACAACUUCAGGGCGGCACAAGGGCGGAUCGUACCACUGACAGAGAGGCAACCUCUCCCUUCCUCCCACAUCCCCGUCCCCAGAAACAGGAAGCCCUCAGGUCAUGCUGAUAAGGAGGUGAUGGCUGCCACCGUUCUUACCUCACUAUCCACGUCCCCUUUGGUGCUCAACCCUUCCUCAGCAGCCACAGUUCCAGAGCCAACCAGCAAGGCCUGGAAAGAGAUGCUGUCAGCUAGCUACAGCAGUUCGACCAGUGGAAACUGGAGCUUGGACACCAGCGACCAAUCCGUGCCCUCCACACCAUCUCCACCUCUUUCCAGUGAUGCCAACAAGAACUUCCUGCUCUCGUCCCAGGGUUAUGAUGUCAGUGAGGAUGUCCAAGAGAGCACACACUUCAUGUUUGAGGACCCCAUACCUCGGAAGCGAAAGAACUCCAUGAAGGUAAUGUUCAAGUGCUUAUGGAAGAACUGUGAAAAAGUCCUCAGCACCUCCUCAGGGAUCCAGCGACACGUCCGCACCGUCCACUUGGGGCGAAGCAGCGACUCAGACUACAGCGAUGGAGAGGAGGACUUUUACUACUCGGAGAUCGAGGUCAACGUGGACAGCCUUACAGAGGGCUUGUCCAGCCUCACGCCCACCUCCCCCACCACGUCUGGCCCUCCGCCGAUCUUCCCUCCACCACUCACCGCUGUCCCUCACUCUGAACACAUCAAUAUGAACGAUUUGCAGAGCCAAGCCCCGACACUGCUCAGUCAGUCAGCUCCUUCCACGCUUUGUCACAUCCGCACUGACCACGCCUACCAGGCCACUGCUCCAGUGAGUAUCCCAGUGGGUCCUGAGCUGGCUGGGUUAGGCACUGGUAAUGGGACCGGGCCUGGAAUUGGGACAGGGAACGGCAUCAGUGUGUCAUGGCAAUCCCCUCCUGUCAUUUUCAAAGGCGUCCCGGGGCCUGUCGCUCACGUCCGAACAGUUAGCAUCGGUGAAAAGCGGCAGCCCACAGCCAGCACACACACCACCGUCAACAAGAACCAUGCUUUAAUAACGCCGGCACCUAAAUCAACAACAGGAACCAGGAAACCCCGUGGGGAGGCAAAGAAGUGCAGAAAGGUGUACGGCAUGGAGAAGAGAGACAUGUGGUGCACAGCCUGCCGCUGGAAAAAAGCCUGUCAGAGAUUCACCGACUAAUCCAGUCGCCUCCCCGUGUCCGUGAGAUGAGCUCCUUCUCACUCGGAGCGACAGAUGUAGGUGGACUCUUCCACUGAGGAGACGAGGGGAGAUUUCUUCACGAUGGAACUCGCGGUGUUGCUUCCUCCAGCAUCACAGGGAGUUUGCUGUCUCUCUUUUCCGUUUCCAAAACACAAAGAGAAAAUACAACUGGUGGGUAAAAACAAACGACAGCAAAGUCUGCAAGAAAAAAAGAACUUUAUGCAGGUUUGGAGACUUUUUCCAAGACUGAAACCCAUGAAUAAGGAAAACAUUUAAAUGGGAACCUUCUGAUUUGAUUUUUUGUUUUUCUCUAGCCAUUUCUCACAGCCUCAACUAAAGGCAAUCUUUAAAGACUACAGAUACGCUUUUUGGUAUACUCAUACUGGUAUGUCGUUUAUUAUAGGAGCAUCAAAUAGUCUACUGUUUAUGGGGUGGAACGGGACUUUUUGGAGGUUCAAGGGUUAACACCAGAUUUGCUCGGUAAGACCUCUGUAGCAUGUCAUUUUUUCACUGUUAAAGUGACCUAAAACCUACCAAAGGCAAAAAGCCUGUUCACUUACAACCAACAGUUUAGGUGUAAGCUAAAUCCUGAAUCUAGCAUCACUGUCUUUUUCAGCCUUACUUGAUAUCGACUUCAUGUUGAAGUACAUAUAUUGUUCAUUAAGCAAAUUCUGUACAGCUAGCUCUACUUCACACACUGCACAAAACCCUCACACACAAGUGGUACAAAAGGGUUACCCUUGACUUUCCAAAAUAUUUUUUAGAGAUGUACACAAUAUAUGAAAUAUCUCUUCUUCUC